Molecule: messenger RNA, 1881 nt
Organism: Aspergillus steynii IBT 23096
Lineage: Eukaryota; Fungi; Ascomycota; Eurotiomycetes; Eurotiales; Aspergillaceae
Exons: 2
Coding region: 1-1881 (626 amino acids)
Source: RefSeq, a predicted model, not a curated record
AUGAAGUUGAUGCAGUUUGAUAACGAGAGCCAAGGCAUCGGGUUUAUUCAAUCCUUACCUCGCCAUCAUAUGGCCGGCCUUGACUUCAACCAAAAGUUCUCGUUUACAUCUGGUCAAUUAAAUAUGGCUCAGACCAUCUCGAACCAUACUUUAACCUGUCUCGAUAGUGAUGAUGAGGCCAUUCCCAAGUUCCACCAAUCGCCAGAUGCUACUGCCAGCCAGUCCAGUGAUAUGAGUCUCGUCGACAAGAAUGGAGCUCAUGACACUGAUAGCUCUGACAACAGUUCGACUGAUGGACAAGCAGGGGCUCAUGACAGGACAUUGACCCCUCCUGCGGCCAACCCUAUACACAACAGCAAAAGAUAUGAUGCCGAUGUCGCUGAGUACAUGGCUAGCUUUCGUCGCCAGCCCGAGCUUACUAGCAGCCCAUCGAUUCCUCGUCAUGUGACUAACCUUGUCUACGGGAUCGAAAGCCAGAAUGCCGAUAUCGCUAAGUAUAUUUCUGAACAGCCGGAGGCAACUAACAGUCGGUCAAUCUCUUCUCUUGUGGAAAGUAAUGUCUUCAAGACCAAUAAUUGGCCAGUCGAAUAUGACACGGAAUAUACACCGGACAACUCCCACAUCUUCCAAGAAUCCCAAGUGACUGGAAUGUCCGGGAGCCGCGCGUCGAUCAGAAUCGAUGAUAUUGAGCAGAACUUGAUCGCGUCAUUUGAAGCACACGAGACAGAAGAGACCGCGUCAAUCAGCUCCGAGCACAAUCUCCAAGAGCAGCUGGGAGACGCCUCCUCGGUCACCACAGGUGAAGUGACUGAUAGCCUCGAACCACAGGAUCUAGACUUAUUGCGGUUAGAAGAGGAGUGCCAGGAAAUUAUUGAUGCUCUGGAUGAGCCCCUCCAGGUCCCCAGCAUCGUUCAGACCAUCGGGAUGCAUGAACUGGUUAGUUUGAGGGACGAACUAGAUGAGCUUGAAGAUUCCCCCACUGAUGACGCCCACUUUUUCAAGGCCCCAGAAUUCCAGAAUUCGGAGGCUUUCGAAGGUGACUCGGCUGACUUUGUGGAAGAGGUGGGUACCAACCCCCCAAGAGCUCUCCUAUUGAUACGCCGCCCGAGAAGCCCCGAGGAAUGGCUGUAUCAUGCACAUGAGCCAGAAGGGAUAAGCGAUGAGGUUGAACUUGCGAGAAAUAUUGAGGAUGAAGUGGAAAGCGUGGCUCACGCCGAUACUGUCCAAGCCGCCGAGGCCACUGAAGACUGCAAUGAUUUCAGCGGCAACGAGGAAGAAGAUGGACAGGCUACACCUUACUCUGAGAGAUCUCUAGUAUUCGAGACUAUCAAAGGCGAGAAUGAUCCGCGCGGUAAUGACGAGGACGACGAGAAAAGCACCCUCCAGCCUGAGAAUGAUGACGGCGAUCUUAUUUCUCGCCCACUUAUCGAUGACUUCGAGUCGCGUUCUCAACAAAUGCUGGUCAAGACUUGGUUGCCCUCUAUUCGAACCUCUCCGGCCUCCACAUUCGUACCCUCAAUCACAUUGAGCCUCGAGCAGCUUUCAAAGAUGAGCGAUUCUGAGCUUACAAUUGUGUUUCGUGCGCUUGAGUCCGAGAAAUUACUUACGCUCAGGCGAUAUCCUCGUGGAUCCAGAGGUAAAUCCGGGCCAACCGUGCUCACCAUAUCCCACUCCGACACCCCAUGUUCUGAUAUCAAAGCCCCGGGUGAAGCUCCUCUGGCUGAGAAUCGAUAUCUGCUAAAGGCUGCCAUCGCUGUUCUGGCCCUAAUUGGACUUUUCAAUGUUCUCCUUGUCGUUUGGGCAGUUGGAUUCGGUAAAGAGCGCGAAGCCUUGCGUGUUGUUUGUUAUUCUUGGAAGGUUGUUUUGACUCGACGUAUGUGA